AUGAAGAAAUCUAUUCAAAGUUUUUUAAAUAAACCAGAUGUUAUGGAUUUAUUGAUUAGAAAUAUAAAUGAAACAAUAUCAACAACGAAAAAAGAUAAAGAUUUAUUGUUGACGUAUAGAGAUGGUAAAGCUGCUGCUACAAAUCAAUCACUUCAGAAAAAUAUUAAUUCAUUUUUAAUACAAUUAUAUUCUGAUGAAGUUGGUAUCACUAACCCUCUUGGACCAAAAAAGGAUGAAAAAAAAUUACUACUAUUUUAUUAUCUUCUUGAUGAUUUAUGUCCAAUUGUUCGAUCAUUAUUAUAUUCUAUCAAUUUACUUGGUAUUUGUUUAUCUAAAUUGUUAACUAAUUCAUUACAGCAAAAAGGUUUAACAGUAUUUACAUUUACUGGACGUUUGUAUUUUGCAUUUGAUUUAAUUGCUGCUGACAAUUUAGCGGUUCAUGAUCUUGGAGGAUUCCAGAAGAACUUCAAUCAUGGCCAUUUCUGUAGAAUGUGUUAUGUUUCUUAUGAAUAUAAAUCUAUUCCAUUGACUAAUAUUUCUUUUUUACUGCGUACUGAGAUAUCACAUGAAAUUCAUUUAAAACAAGUAUUAAAAUCAAAUAUACAUAUUUGUGGUAUAAAUGAUACAAGUGAUUUGUCAAAUUUAAUUGCAUUUCAUCCUGUAAAGUCUUUGCCUUUUGAUAUCAUGCAUGAUUACUCAGAAGGAGUAUGUAUGAUUAUGAUCAAUUCUAUAUUAAAAGCAUUUUCUGUACGCCGUAUUCUUGCUUAUGCACAAAUAGAAUCAAGAUUAGAAGAUUUUAAAUAUAGACAAAAUGAUGAAUCCAACAAACCACCAGUAACUAAACAAAAACAUCUGACCAACAAUCACAUUGGUGGAUCAGCUUCACAAAAACGUUUGUUAUUUCAGUUGUUACACGUUAUAUUCAAUGAUGUCAUCGAUCGUUUAACUGAUAUAUUGCCUAUAUAUAUUUGUCUUCGUGAGAUUGUUUCAAUUGUAUUUGCAACCAAAAUAAGAAAACCAUGGCUUGCUUAUUUAAAAACCUUAACCAUAACUUUUCAUUCACUUAUGAUUGAAAGAUUACCAGAUUAUGUUACUGCUAAAGUACAUUUUAUUACUCAUUAUUCGGAAUUAAUCAAAAGAAAUGGACCACCACGUAACUAUUGGUGCCAACGAUUCCAAGGCAAACAUUUAUAUUUUAAAAGACUUGCAACACGUUCAUGUAGUUUUAAAAAUGUUCCUUUCACUUUGGCAAAGAGACAUCAACUACGACUUGCUUUAUUAUUAUCCUAUGACAACUUCCACAACUUAAUCGAUAAACCCGUAUCAACUAAAAUUAUCAACCCAUCACAAUUACCAGUUGAGAUAAGACUUCUAUUAGUACAACAUCAAUAUGAUUUAUUAACAUAUAUUGAAUCUCAAACAUUAAUUCAUAAACAUGUUAAAUAUAUAAAAAAAACUCUGUUUUUAUUAUAG
This is a messenger RNA of Adineta steineri, 1473 nucleotides long. NCBI's taxonomy places the organism in Eukaryota, Metazoa, Rotifera, Eurotatoria, Adinetida, Adinetidae. The record is from the annotation of a GenBank genome assembly.